CGUCCACUUCCGGUUUGUGUGUCCGUCAGAGAGCGCAGGAGAGGGUGAAGCUGAGAUAAACGUCUGUGGAGAGAUGCCCCUGGAGGUCAGAUGGCCGUUCCCACAGUGCCCCGCUCUGGCCUGGAGGAUCUCCGGCUCCCUGAUCAUGGGCAUGGUCGGCUCCUAUUCCUACUUCUGGACCAAGUACAUGAACCGUUUGAAGGUCCAGAACCAGGAGGUUCUGUUGAACCUGAUCGACCAGCGCCCCCCCGACACCCCCCUCAUCACGCUGUCCAAUCACCAGUCCUGCAUGGACGACCCACACAUCUGGGGCGUGCUGCAGCUGCGACAGCUGUGGAGCUUCAACAAGAUGCGCUGGACGCCCGCAGCCUCCGAGAUCUGCUUCAACGUGGAGCUGUUCUCCAGGUUCUUCAGCCGUGGGAAGUGUGUUCCUGUCUGCAGAGGUGGGUCACCCCCCCCCCCACUAUACACACAACACACACCCCACCGCACGUCAACAACAUGUGAACGAGCCACUCGUAUUUACAUGUCUUCUCCAGGUGACGGCGUUUACCAGAAGGGUAUGGAUUUCAUUCUGGAGAAACUGAACAGAGGAGAAUGGGUGCACAUCUUCCCAGAGGGAAAAGUCAACAUGACUGAAGAAUUCAUUCGACUGAAAUGGGGUGUGGGUCGGCUCAUCGCAGAUUGCUCCCUCAAUCCGAUCAUCCUGCCCAUGUGGCAUGUGGGUCUGAGUGAUGUUCUGCCCAAUAUGACGCCCUACAUUCCUCGGACAGGCAAGAAAAUCACCGUCCUGGUGGGGAAACCCUUCAGCGUGAAAGAUCUGGUUGAAUCCCUCCGAGCUGAAAACAAGAGCCAGAUGGAAAUGAGAAAGACUUUGACUGAUUUCAUCCAGGAGGAGUUUCGGAGCCUCAAGGCCCAGGCUGAGGUUCUUCAUGAGCAGAUCCACUCUAGAUCCUGAGUCACAGCCAAUCAGACUGAUGAGCCUUUACCCUAACACUAGGGUAACUUAGAACACUGGACUGUUUUUACCACAUUUCAUGGUAUCUGCUCACAUCCUCUGCUCCGCUGCAGCACCCGGAACUUCACAGAAUCCACAGAAUCCUCACAGACCGAAGGUGGUUUAGAUGUUUGAGCUUCAUCAGGAUCAUGAUCAUUGAGAAUCAGGCUCUUCUGUGAAUUUGGGUGCAAAAGGAACUCCUCUGUAACUCAGCCCUCGUUUCAAACCGCCUUCAAGCUUUGAUUCCAUCGGUCCGAUUCAGGUGCUCAACAGGAUCAGCUCCCGGACAAACUGUGGAGAGCAGAUGACUGAGGUCCAUGGAUCCUCAAAGUCUGCUCCUGCUGUCCGUCACUGAAGAGAAGAAGAUCUCCAACGUUUGAAGAAUCUCCAGAACAGAUUGAAGUGCUUCUAAAUUAACUUCAGCUGUUGUUCUCCUGCUACCGCCAACCAGCUCAGUGUCCAGAGGAGAAUGUUGGACGAUUCCACGUGUCAUGAAUUACGCCCAAUGCCAACGUUUAUGAUCACUGCAGGAAGCAGUGUGUCCUCUAGUUGUGGUGUUCUGGGCGUGUGACACAUCACACUUUAGUGCAUGAGGCCAAAACUUCAACCUUCAAUUCACAACUCUUAGGAUUUCAGUCUUGUUUUAUUUUUGUUUUUAAACAAAAUUCUCGAUUUUGUAUCAUUUUACACAACACUCGAAUAAACUCUCAAUAUUUAAAUGAAGAGGCAGAAGGAG
Platichthys flesus (European flounder) is the source of this 1733-nucleotide messenger RNA. RefSeq names its product tafazzin, phospholipid-lysophospholipid transacylase (gene tafazzin). The transcript is spliced from 10 exons. Gene Ontology annotation, molecular function: 1-acylglycerophosphocholine O-acyltransferase activity. Bases 74 to 958 code for a protein of 294 amino acids. NCBI's taxonomy places the organism in Eukaryota, Metazoa, Chordata, Actinopteri, Pleuronectiformes, Pleuronectidae. Gene Ontology annotation, biological process: cardiolipin acyl-chain remodeling; inner mitochondrial membrane organization. Gene Ontology annotation, cellular component: mitochondrial membrane. The record is from RefSeq and is a predicted model, not a curated record.